AUGUCUUCACAUGCUGGUGUCUCAUGCGAUUCAUGCGCGAAAACGAAUUUUUCUGGACGUCGUUAUAAAUGUUUGUCAUGCGAUAAUUACGAUCUUUGCGGUGUGUGUUAUGAUACUGAUUCCGAAAGUCACAAUCAUCUUCGAAGUCAUCCCAUGCAAUGCAUUUUAUCAAAAACAUCCUAUGAAGUUUUCUACGGUGGUGAAACAAUAUCUCAUCGAACUCUCAUUUCGUUAACAUGUCCUUAUUGUGGAAUAUCUGGCUUUCUUUCGCACACGCUUUUGAAACAUUGUCUGGAAAAACACCCGAUCAUUUCGGCGGACAAACCUACCAACCGAAUCGUUAUGUGUCCACUUUGUGUACUCAAUCCUGUACAAGCGCAUCAAGCACGGUUCGUUUCAUUAGCGGAUCAUCUCGUUCGAGAACAUGACGAUGAAAGUAACUCUUUAUUUAAUCAUGAGCCAACGUCACGUGAAAAAGGAAAAAACCAGUUGGUUGAUUUCGGCCACAGGGAGGAUGAAGAUGACAACGACGACGACGAGGAGGAGGAGGACGAGGAUGGUUUGCCAUUAUACAUUCUUGCUGAGCGUUUAUUUUCCAAAACAGAUAAUCAUCUACCCUCAUUAGCAGAAGCUAUUGUUCGAAAUUAUUGCAAUCCGGUCGAACAAGGAACUGCAACUCUGCAACGACGUCCUUUCGCAAGACAGGGGAAUACGAGAAAUCAUUUUAAUAAUCAUCCGUACGGAACGAUACCACGAACUACCACGACUGCAUCAUUGCAUAUUCCAUUUGAUGCAACAAUCGAAAGCUCUAUACCGUCAAAUCGAUAUACGAGAAAUUUCUCUUUUUACGAACCUUUAUCUGAUUUCGACUCUUCAUUGUCUGAUAUUCCAGCAAAUGCAUCGAUCUUUGUGAGAUCAGCACUUCCAGCUCACAUUGGAAGUUUUCCAAAUGAACCAGUACUACGGAAAAAAGCAACUCAACCUGCGAUGUCAAUUGAACCGCCAGCGACCGACUAUUCAUCGUGGCAAAAAAACGUUCCAGUUGUUCUCAGCCAUUCAAAACCUUCCGUCAACACUGAGAAUAAGAAUAAAACCGAUUCACGGUCAUUGCUCGAAAAAAUUUUCCAAACUGAUCAUGAAACCGAUCGAACGAGGUCAAACACAUCAACACAUAAUCGUACUUUGUUCUUGCAAUCACUGAUUCUCUCGUCGUUGAAUAUUAGUAUAAACAAAGCUUAG
This is a messenger RNA of Adineta ricciae, 1239 nucleotides long. Lineage: Eukaryota; Metazoa; Rotifera; Eurotatoria; Adinetida; Adinetidae. The record is from the annotation of a GenBank genome assembly.